Cataglyphis hispanica is the source of this 993-nucleotide messenger RNA. Its product is annotated as zinc finger CCHC domain-containing protein 17-like. Gene Ontology annotation, biological process: RNA stabilization. NCBI's taxonomy places the organism in Eukaryota, Metazoa, Arthropoda, Insecta, Hymenoptera, Formicidae. Gene Ontology annotation, molecular function: RNA binding; zinc ion binding. The transcript is spliced from 2 exons. The coding region runs from base 90 to 872 and encodes 260 amino acids. The record is from RefSeq and is a predicted model, not a curated record.
UGUCAGAAACUUAACCUGUUUUUUUCUUAUGCUCGCCUAAUGCGUCGAUCGCGACAAAUUGUGAUAAUAUUGCUUCAGUGAAAAACGAUAUGACGGAGUGCGAAUUAAAUCAAAUAUUUUUGGGCGAAGUUGCGUCCAUUCAAAAUUAUGGAGCUUUUAUCAGAAUACCGGGUACCUCGCAGCAAGGUUUAAUACAUCGAUCACAGGUAAGCUCGGCUCAUGUCGACAAUGUUGCAGACAUUUUGCAAAAGGGUGAACGAGUCUGGUGUAAAGUGAUCUCUGUGGCGGAGGAUGGCAAGAUAGGACUGUCCAUGAAACAUGUAAAUCAAGGAAAUGGUAUGGAUUUAGAUCCUAAUGGCGUAGAGUUACAAAGGGAUAUACAGCGACGGAAAGCUCCAGGAAUGAUUCAGCGUAAAGCUAUACAGUUGGAGGCGGUACUCAAUACCACAUGCUCAAAGUGUGGGACUAGAGGACAUUUGUCCAAGGAUUGUUUCAUGUCUCCUGAUGGAAAAAAGUACGAAUUGAUUCCAGAAAUUGAGGAAGAAAGUAUUCCUCCAGAUCCAGUUGAAGAGAAGAUGGAGAAAAAGGGAGAAAAGAGGCAUAAAUUGAAAAAGAAAAAAAAGAAGUCAAAGAAGAGUAAGCAAUCUACUAAUGAAAGUGAUACGGAAGAUAAAGAGAGAAAUAAGAAAAAAAUUAAAAAAUCUUCCAAAGAACGUAAGAAGCACAGAGAGAAACGUAGCAGCAGUUCAAAUGACUCCUCCGAUAACUCGUCAUCCAGCCAUGAUGUAAAAGCCCAUAAGCGAAAACAUUCAGAGGACAAUGAAACUCGUACAAAAAAAUGCAAACAUUCCAAAACCAAGCAUCCAGAUUAAUUGAUGUCAAUUAAACGUUUUUUCAUAGACAUAGCUAGAUUUUGAUAUGUGUUCUACAUAUAUCAUAUGUAAUUUCUGACAUACAAAAUAUAUAAAAUAAAUGUCAAUUGUAAAAAUUGAA